UCUCAGUGACGAAAGCAGUAGGAGGGGACAUCCCACAAUGCAACGCGGUCAAACGAAUUUCUUCUUCAUCAACACAUGGCCUCUGCUUGCUAAUAUUUUUCUUUAUAAACCUAACACUAUCUGCGAUUUUAAGAGUGUUUCCAUUUGAAUUAUUCAACCAAAUGAAGGUUAAGGUCCUCUCGAGGAACCCGGAUGAUUACGUCCGGGAGACCAAACUAGAUAUUCAACGUGUCCCCAGAAACUAUGACCCGACCCUGCAUCCGUUUGAGGUGAGCAGAGAGUACACCCGGGCCCUGAAUGCCACCAAGCUCGAGCGGCUCUUCGCCAAGCCUUUCCUGGCCUCUCUGGAUGGACACCGGGACGGGGUGAACUGCAUGGCCAAGCACACCAAGAGCCUCUCCACCCUGCUCUCUGGCUCCUGCGACGGGGAGGUGAAAGUGUGGAAUCUGACCAAACGCGAGUGUGUCCGCACUCUGCAAGCACACGAAGGUUUUGUCCGUGGAAUGGUUGUCCGCUCUUGUGGGACCUCCUUCUUCACGGUUGGCGACGACAAGACGAUCAAGCAAUGGAAAAUGGAGGCGCCCGGCUACGGAGAGGAGGAGGAGCCGCUCAACACAAUCCUGGGCAAGUCGGUCUUCACCGGAAUAGACCACCACCAGAAGGACGCCGUGUUCGCCACAUGUGGUCAGCAGGUGGACAUCUGGGACGAGCAGAGGAGCAGCCCGAUCCGCUCGUUCACGUGGGGCGUCGACAGCUUCAGCGCCGUGCGCUUCAAUCCCGUGGAGACUGAACUCCUCGCCAGCUGCGCUUCUGACAGAAGUAUAGUACUGUACGACAUGCGAGAAUCAGCGCCGCUUAAAAAGGUUAUCAUGACGAUGAGGAGCAACACAUUAUGCUGGAACCCGAUGGAAGCCUAUUAUUUCACAUGUUGCAAUGAGGACUACAACCUCUACACAUACGACAUGAGGUCCCUGCAUCGGCCAGUCACAGUGCACAUGGACCACGUCUCCGCGGCGCUGGAUGUUGACUAUUCUCCAACUGGGAAGGAGUUUGUCUCGGCCAGCUUUGACAAAACCAUCCGCAUAUUUCCCAAGGACAGCGGCCGCAGCCGGGAAGUCUACCACACCAAACGCAUGCAGCACGUUAUCUGCAUUAAGUGGUCGUUGGACAACAAGUUCAUCCUGAGCGGCUCUGAUGAGAUGAAUAUUCGCCUGUGGAAAGCCAACGCGGCGGAGAAACUCGGAGCGCUGGCCCCCCGAGAGAGAGAGGCUGUCAACUACAAUCAGAAGCUGAAGGAGAAGUUCCAGCACCACCCGCAGAUCCGACGCGUCGCUCAUCACAGGCAUCUGCCCAAGAGCCUGUACCACCAGACCAAGGAGCUGAGGGUCAUGAAAGAGGCUCGUCGCAGGAAGGAGAGAAAUGUCCGCAAGCACAGCAAGCCGGGAAGUGUUCCAUUGUUGUCUGAGAAGGAGAAGCAUGUUGUGGCUGUGGUCAAAUAGGCCCCCCCACCACCACCACACGGGCAAUGUUCUGACUGCCUGCACCGAAGACUGAGAAAAGUUUUUUAGUUCUGCAUUGUUGAGACCACAGACUGUAAAUAUAUAUGACAUUAUAUGUUCUGUUCUCCUCGCCGUGGGCUUUUCUUUUGAUCAACUUUGCAUUCUGCAUCAACUAUUUUUGAGAAAUCAAGAACAGUUUUAAUUGGAUCCAGUGUUCACAGGAGGUCAUGUGACUUGGUACAUAGUUGCAACAGAAUGUGUUUCAUUUGUGAUUUUCAUGAAUAAAUUUCCAGACUC
Pungitius pungitius (ninespine stickleback) is the source of this 1796-nucleotide messenger RNA. It is a transcript of the gene dcaf13, whose product is annotated as ddb1 and cul4 associated factor 13. The transcript is spliced from 11 exons. Gene Ontology annotation, biological process: maturation of SSU-rRNA from tricistronic rRNA transcript (SSU-rRNA, 5.8S rRNA, LSU-rRNA). Gene Ontology annotation, molecular function: protein binding. The coding region runs from base 162 to 1499 and encodes 445 amino acids. The record is from RefSeq and is a predicted model, not a curated record. Lineage: Eukaryota; Metazoa; Chordata; Actinopteri; Perciformes; Gasterosteidae. Gene Ontology annotation, cellular component: small-subunit processome; nucleolus.